CAAUGUGUCAACAAUGAUGUGUUAUGGCUGCCGUGAAGGCUAUUCGAUGUUCUGCGUAGGAUUUAACGAGAAUGCCAAUCCAGGCUCCCCAGUGGACUGAGUUUUUGUCAUGUCCUGUAUGCUGCAAUGAAUUUGAUGCUACUCUUCGUAGUCCAAUCAGCUUGGGAUGUGGACAUACUGUGUGCAAGACCUGUCUCUCCAAUUUACACAGGAAGCAGUGUCCCUUUGAUCAGACAGGCAUCAAUACCGAAAUUGAAAACCUACCUGUAAAUUUUGCACUGCUGCAGUUAGUGGGUGCAAGCAUUCCAGAAAGCGAAGGGAGUGGCAACAUUAAGCACCUUACAGAAGAGGACUUGGAACAUUAUUUACAAGCAAAAAAAUGCAUAGAGGAACUUGCUCUGUACCUAAAACCAUUUUCGUCUGGGAAUGGAAAUGGUGGCACAAGUGUGCUUUCAAGGCCCAUGCAGCGAAAACUGGUGACACUUAUAAAUUGCCAGUUGAUGGAAGAAGAGGGCCGGUCAAGGGCAAUGCGAGCUGCUCGUUCACUCGGAGAGCGCACUGUCACAGAACUAAUACUACAGCAUCAAAAUCCUCAGCAAUUGUCUGCUAACUUAUGGGCAGCUGUGCGUGCACGUGGGUGCCAAUUUUUGGGUCCAGCUAUGCAAGAAGAAGUUCUGAAACUAGUUCUGCUUGCAUUGGAAGAUGGUUCAGCCUUGUCAAGAAAAGUGCUUGUAAUGUUUGUUGUGCAACGCUUAGAACCUCACUUUCCCCAAGCUUCAAAGACAAGCAUUGGUCAUGUGGUACAACUUCUAUACAGGGCAUCAUGUUUUAAGGUUUCCAAAAGGGAAGGAGAUUCAUCUUUAAUGCAGUUAAAAGAAGAAUUUAGAACAUAUGAUGCCUUACGAAGGGAACACGAUGCUCAAAUUGUCCAGAUUGCUACAGAAGCUGGCCUUCGAAUUGCUCCUGAUCAGUGGUCUGCUUUACUUUAUGGUGACACUGCCCACAAAUCACAUAUGCAAAGCAUUAUUGACAAACUACAAACUCCUCAAUCAUUUGCCCAGUCAGUACAAGAGUUGGUAAUUGCUCUUCAGAGGACAGGAGAUCCAGGAAACUUGUCUGUUCUUCGAUCUCAUUUAGAGUUGUUGGCAGCAAUUGAUCCAAGUCCAGAAUCAACCUCACCAACAUGGUCCGAGUGCUGUGGUGCCCUUGAAGCUGUGAGAACUGUAGUAACUGGCCUAGUCGAAUUUAUUCAACAUCACGGUAGUCGAAGACUUCAAGAGACAAGCCAUACGCAUAAUCCAAAAUACAAAAUAAGCAUGUGCCGAGAUCACACCUUACGAGGUAGUUGUCCACGUGGGACAAACUGUACAUUUGCUCAUUCAGAAGAAGAGCUUGAAAAGUACAGAGCAAAGAAUCGAAAAGCUGUUGUGAGAAGUAAUCCUACACAAUCCAAGGGGUCGGACGCAAACCAAAAGGAGAACCAGACAAAUGACUUCCAUACCAAUGAUAAGGUCUUCAUACAACCAGAUGACUUGCUUUAUUCCAACAGCAAUUCAUCUAUUACAUCAGCCCCUUUUGAGAACUCUGUUUUAAGAGAAGGUUUCAUUGGCAGUACAACACCUGUUCAAGUCCCAUCAGUUGCUGCUGCUGUUGUUCGGCCACCAGUUGGCGUUUCAAUUCCUCCAGGGACCUUCGAGUAUGCAAGACCUUACAGUGCAACUUACCCUUCACCAGGCCCACAGCCAACUUCUUCAGUGUACCAAACGCCUCAGCAGCAAAUGUUUGCUCCCAAUCCAGGAAAUUUCACAUCAGACAUAUACAGCAUGCUGCUGACCACAGGAGGCCAGGUGUAUGCCUCACCGCCACAGCCAGAUUACGGAUCUCCAGCACCUCCCACUGAACAUAGACCAAUAGAACCAGCUAGAACUAACAAUCGAGCUGCCACUUGGGACCACACCAAAACAAUCAGCACCAGUACACUUGCUUCUCAACAGCCAUGGCUUAUGUCCAUGUCCAACACUUCGGCAGCUGCUGCAAAUAAGAAAGUCACAUCCAAGAGCUUAGCAGCUCUUCAUCAGAGGAAGCUGGAAAUAAUUUCCCAGUUGGAGAAAGUUGUGGGAAUAUCUGCUGCAUCAGCAAUUUCCAGUUCUACUUCUUCCCAGGCCAGAGCGACAACUUCAUUCCCAAACACUGACAAUGAUGUGUGCACAUCAACAUAUUCCAUUUGGACAUCUGGAGGAAUUCUCCACACAGGAAGAGGAAGUGGUUCUCAGGUUAGCCACAUUUCCACAGCUACACAGCCUGCUGCUUUCUACAGGUCAGAUUCAAUUCUUGCAGAUGAUGAAUUCAUCCCAUUUGAUCCACCCAUUGUCAGCAAGUAUGGACCAAUUUCUCGAAUGUCAAAGGCAAUCCUACGUCCCAGUAGUUCGGUACAGGUUUCUUCAUCUUUUGGUGAUGGAACAAUCUCAACCCCAAUGGUACGCCGUCCAGUACCUGCUGCUAGCCCUGUUGCUUCUUGGUACUUCAGUACCGCACAAGGAUAUCCAGCAGCCUUGCAAGCAACCACUUUGCCAGGUGGCCACAUAGUAACUCCUGCAACUGCUGGAUUGGGUGAUGGCUACAUAACAAUUGGCCAUGGAAUUUUGGAUCCUCCUCAGCUGUUUGUACAAAAUAGAGUACCUGACUGUCCAUCAGAAGAAAGCUAUGCAAACAACCAGAAAAUGAGACAACAUUUGCGAACCUUGCACCGGAGAAUAAAUGAUUUGAAGCUGGUUUCACAUGGGAGUGCACUUACAGAAGGAGAAAAGCUUACACAGGAACUGCAACUUAUAGAACAGGAAGAACUGAGACUGAAUUUCUUAUCAUCGGCAUUGCCAAUACCAGCCGGUGAAUUUUUAAGUAAUAAAAAUGACAGUUACUCUACUGAUCUGAAGUACAAUGGAGAUUGUCGAAGUGAUGAUGAAGAUACAUAUGAAGCAGGUAUAGCAAAUGACAUGCUCGAACUUGAACGGCGCUGGGAGUACGAGCUAGAGGAGCAAGAGAAGAGGUGGUCCAGUGAAGAAGAGUCAGGAAAAAAGUAGAUCUAAAUAGUCUCAUUGUCAGAGAUGAUAUUUAUUAUCAACCCAAUGGGUUCAGACUUGUAUUAAUACCAGGAUAUCCUGAAAGUGAAAAUUCGUAUAUAAAUUAUUAUAUUACAGUUGCUGAUGGAAAAAAAUAAAGUUUUCUAAUAAAGUUAUUUUUAAAAUGAUCAUGCUUUAGUUCUGUAAGGCAGUGACUGCUGCUGUUGUUCAGUUUAUAAAACAGCAUUAGCAACACUCUAUAGCUCUCUUAAAUAUAUAAAUAUAUAUAUAUAUAUAUAUAUAUUGUUUAUGAUCACCUGAAACCUUGAGGAGGGGAAAUGUUUGCUAUCAUUCUUCUGACAGGCAGAGGCAAAAGCAGAAGUGUAGAAUUAAAUGUUUAAAUUAUUAUAAUAAUUGCUUCAGAAGAGCACUAGUAUGUGAAGUAGAGUUUAAAUUUGUGUACUGUGAAUGGAUGGUUGAGGUGGAACGAAUAAGUAAAACCAAUGUGUUUGAAAAUUAAGAGAAAAGAAAUAUUGUGCUAUAGGAUAGCAACCUAGUUAGGAUAUUUAGAAUGGCUCGCAGGAUGAAAAUGAACGGUAAGGGAAGGAUGUGAACAGCAUGUUACAUAUAAAAUCAGUCAAUUUUUUCGAUGAGCACCCAAAUGACACAGCUGACAUCAUGAAUGUUUUUCUAUUUUUCAUUUCAUUUUUUAUAGUUUUGUUUCUUUUCACAUUUUCUGACAUUUCUGUUUUUCUCAAGCUCUCCAUUAUCCUUCAUCUAUUCUAUCUUCCUUUCUUGUGGAUUGUUCUCUUCACUAUGCACAUCCCACAUUCAGUUUGACCAUUCACAAAGUUUCUGUCUGUCUUCUCCCUCCCUCCCUCCCUGUCCCCCCCCCCCCCCCUUUUUCACUCUUUUCAUGGCCUUUUAAAAACUUGUUGAUGAAAUUCACUGAUCUCUACAUUGUAGGCUUUCUGUAACAAGUUGUUUGUGUUAGGUAUAAGGAAAUGUCAUGAUUUUAUGUGUUUUUAAUAUUUGACCAAUCUUAAACUUGCCUGACAGUCGAAUGAUUGUUUAGUAUUUUUCCUCCUAUAUAUUAAAAAUAUAAGUAUGUGAUUAUGUAGAUAUACCAGCUUGUGAAUCCAUUUGUUGAUAUGAGUGUUAUGAAUUACAGUAUUGUCUUAUACGAAGAACUUAUGAUACUGUAGCACCUUGCUAAGUGAUCCAAGUAGUCUUAAAAAUAUUUUUGACUUAGCAGUUUUAUGAUGUAGAAAACCAGAUUUCAAAGUUAUUUUUGAAUAAAAAUGAAUUUAGUUUUCUACACAUUCAUUUGUAUGUUUUGUAAAUGUGAACUAUAGGUGCAAGCAUUUAGGUAUUUCAGUGAUAUGCUUGCACAUUUCCAUUUUGUUUAUAACAAAGACUUUAUUGUUAUAAUUGCUACAUAACAUCAAAAUUACAUAAGUGAAGCUAUCUUCCAGUUUUAAUGGGAGCAUUUACACGUUAUCCUACAGAAACUGUAAUUGUAUAAAGAGUGUAGGAAAAGUAGUACUGAGAAGAAAUUAUUGAAUGUUAAUGUGAGUAUAGUUUAUUCGUAAUUACAUUUAGAGCAGAACCUAGGACAGCUCAAGCUGUCUGAAUCAGGGCACCAAGUAUGUGUGAGCUUAUAAAAGAGAUAACAUCAAAAUCCCAUAUAAUUAAUCUGGCAAAUAAAUGCAGUGUGUAUUAUCCUGUAUUGUGGAACUGUGCUGCUUCUUUCGUGGGUGAUAUGUUUUCACUGUACCUUAUUGGUGUUUUGCUAUCUGUUUUUAAUAUAUUUUGCUGCUGAUGAAUCCAUUUGUUAGACAUGACAAAACUUUGUGCUUUGUCCUCAUUUGUGUCAGUGCACAGUUAGAAUCCACAUUGCAUUUAAAUCCUGUGUGGUUGACAUGAGUGAGUUUCAUUGAAUUGAGCUUCAAAUUUCCCAUUUUCAGAAACCAUUGUAACUCAGUAUCAUUGAUAUUCAUAUAUUUUUAUCUGGUGAUGGAAAAUCUUAGGUUGGAAGCAAAUCGUGGAAGGAACAAAGGUAGCAGCUCACAAUACAGCUAAGAUGUAGAAUGGUUGGUAGACAUAUAAAUAAAAUUUAAAAUAUUGAUUAGCUUUCAAUGUUCCUCAGAGGCAACUACUAUAGUCAGGCAUACAGAACAGAACAGAACACAUGAAGAGAGACUGUAUGGAAUCUUAACAUUUUCAGUACUGUUUAUGUGCCUACCACCCACUCAAGCCUGAAAUAUUUUAAUCUGGUUUUGAUACGAAAAUCUUGUAUGCUUGGUGCUCCAUAGCUAGCGAGUAUUUGUUAAAAGACAUCUUGCUGUACAUCCUGAGCUGCACUAUAAUAUUUUCUCAAAUACUCACUUUAAUUUUGUUACAUACAUUCAUCUAGCCUGAACUAUUGCUGGCGUAUUUCUGGUUAUCUCUGACUGAAAUUUGGCACCAAACAUACCUCUAGUUUCUGUCCCUGUGAUAUGAAGUUAAAUAAUGUGAUACCUAAGUCACAAUGGUUCCAUUUAAUUAAGUAUGUGUAUUACUCAUGAAAAAAAUAUUUCACUGCCUGUUGAUGUGAAAUUACUAAAAAUCACAGAUGACAUUGUCAUAGGCUAAAUAGAUGUUUUAGUUUUUUCUCCCAGCUUAAUUCCUGUUCAUAAAGAGCAUACUGUUGCAAAAACAUUGCACAGAAGGUGAUUUUCAGGAGGAGUUCGAAACUUUCAUGUAAAUCACUGCUUAACAAUUUCUAAUAAUAAAAUUAAUGUCAUUUCUGUAAAUAGUUUUCCAAAUGAGUAGGAUCUCAUUGUACUGUGUCAAAAUAAACCUUCAGAUUCGUUGAAAUCAGACAUUCUUUAGUGACAAAUAACACUGUCGAAAGACAGUGAUUUGCUGAAUGUUAAUAUUUCUCUUUAUGUUAAUUCUGGAAUUUUCCUGAACAUACAUUUUAUGGGAGUGCUUGAAACUUACAGAUAUCUUGGUGUUGCCUGCAAUAUACAAAUAGGGUCAUGAUGGAAUUAUUUCAAAUGCAAUACAGACUACAACAUUGGUCAGAGAAAAUAUGUAAUGUACAUAAUGCUGAAUGUUUCUGUAACCAAAGCAAAAUAAUGUACAUUUUGUAACAUGUUUGUUGACGGUGUAAUAUUUACACUGGGCUUUUUAGAUUGUACUUUAUGUAGAAUGCUCUGUAAUGAUGUGUUACAAGUUUUUUGGCUUUAUAAAUAUGGACAUGGAUUCUGCCGAGGGGCACUUGAACUGGAAAAUGUUAUACACGAUUUAAAUGAAGUUUCCUAACCAUUAGACAUUUAAGAAAUAUCUUAACAAUGUGUGCCAGAAAACUUGUAUAUGUUGUAAGAUCUUUAUCCUUAUAACAUUUGCGCAAAGUCAUCAUUAUUGUGUGGCUAAAAUGCCUUUGUUUUAUAGAUGCUAUACAUAAUAUAUUUUGUUGAAUAAUUUUUUAAGUUAAUGCACACACACACACACACACACACACACACACACACACACACACACACAAGGGGGAGAGAGGGAAAUGUAAAACAUAUUACAUUUGUAUGGUGGUGUUUUGUUGUUAUUACUGAAUUUCUAAUUCCAGCACACACACACACACACACACACACACACACACACAAAUCCAUUAUGGCACUUGUUUUUGUCCCUUUCCUCCUCCACUUCACAGUCUACACUUGGUUGUGUAAAUUUUAGCUAAUUAGUGGUAUUAAAGUGAUAAUAACUUCGGAAAAAAGAUAACAUCGUCAUGUUGUAAUACAACAUCCAUUGAGUGCAGUGUAUUGUAUGGAGCCACUAAAGAAAUCUUUCCAACGUCCACAUAGUAAAAAUGUGAACAAAUGUUAAAGCUUUUGACAGUCAGAGUCAUAACUUAUGUAAUGUGAAAAUAUUUUUAUAGUUAUUAGUAACACUUUCGCCUCGGGUUUAUAGCAGGAAACAGAAAUUGCCUUUAUACUUUGUAUUUCUGAUUUGAAUGCAGUAGAUUAAUUUAUUUGUAUAUACAGUUCAGUGUGUUCAUCAUUCUUCCUGGCAUAUUGCUGCAGUAGUAUGCUUGUUACGUGAUAUGUAGGUGAAAAAAAUUUAAAUAAUUUUAAUUGUAAAAUUAUUGAAUAUUUGUCCAAAAUUACAGGGAAAUGAAAUCUGUUUAGACACCAGAUGUUUUGUUAGCUCCAAAGUAUAUCUGUUUUGUAACAUGGAAUAUUAGGCCAUUUGAAUGAUAAUUUAUUGAUCCAAAUUUGACAUCAUUUUUGCUAUUGUCCACUGAUUUUACAUGUUUAGCACAGUACCAACAGAUACUCUUUAACAAUGGUUUUGUCUGCAUAUCACUUAAUUGUCAGAAAAUAGUCAAUUACAUUUAAGUUAUCUUAUAUAUAAUAUAUAAAUAACUAUUACAGUUUGAGACUUGUGUCUGUAUGACAGUGCUUAUCUGUCAUCAUUGUGUCAUGCUUUGUGGUAAGUACCAUACAGACUUAUUGAUCUGGUGCUUGACACACUGCAUUACAUUCCUUCUACUUGAUGCUGAAUAUUUACAUGUUAAACAUGUUCUUUGUGCAGAGAUAGUUCUUUUGCUUGGAACUUGACUAAGAAGUUUACCUACAUCUGUUAUACAGUAAUGUAUAUAUGUAAUAUGAUAUACUGCUUAAAAUGAGUCUCCUUUUUGUGGGGGGUCAUUAUUAAGGUUUUAUGAAUGAAUGGAGAAUUUUUUCUAGAAAAAUUCUGGUUCAUAAGAAUGAUUGAAUUGGUACAAAUGCAUAUUUUAACACAUUGUAAUUUAAAACAUGAACAAGUACUGUAUUUUACAGUCAUAGUAAUUUCUUAGAGAAGCUGUUUUCACUUUAAAAUUUUAUGAUGAAAUUAGUCCUUCCUGUUGUUGCAAAAUGACAGUUGUAUAUCAUGAAAUAUAUUUUGAUCAAAUUUCUCAUGUAAUAGGUACAUACAAGUGUGCACAUACGUGCAUGUUCUGUACCUGUGCCCAUAUCUGUGGCAGUAUUGAAUGUUUUUAAAUGUGUUAUUCUUAUAUACUUAUAUAAUUUUGUUCAGAUAACUUGUUUGUACUUUAUUCUGACAUUUCAUUGUGUUCUCUUUACUUAAAAAUAUUCAACAUAAAUUAACUGAGAUUGAAACAUUGGCUUUUGUCCAAUUAAAAGGUUGAUUAGAAAAAAUUUAGAACUCACGUAAUCAGUUCGGUUUUUCCGCAUCAUCAUUUUUCUCCUGAUGUCUUUUUUUAACUUUUCUGUCAUUUUCAGUCGUGUAAGAGUUGGCAUUGAGAUUCUCUCUUCACAUAUUUAAUGUGUGCAGGUCCAACUUCGUAAUUAGGGUAUGUUGUCAUUUUCUCCACUGUACAUCCGCUUGUAAUUGCAAUUUUUUUUUUCUUCCCAAGUGAUGCGACACUUGCUUAAAUGAACCAUAGUGAGUACAAGGCAUUCGUAUUGCAGGAUGACACUUUUCCAUCUUUAAGUGGUAUCUAACCAUUUUUAGGAUGGCUUUAUUUGAAGUUCAGUUGUGCAGAGAGAGCAAUCAUUUUUGCAUCAUAAUUAUUAUUGUCCAUUAUUCAUUACAUUAAUUGGUGACUAGUAUUGGCACAUACAAGGACACAAAUUUCCCAUGAUCUGACGUGUGAAUUACAGAAAUCAACCAUUCAUAUUGCAGUAACAGUUGAUUUCACACUUCUUGUCAUCAGCCCCUUAUUCUUUGCUACUCCAUAGAUAUCAUUUUAAUAAAUUUAACAUUAAUAUUGUGAAAACUUUAUAUUUCUUUUGAAUGUUAUGACAUAUUUGGAACUCUUUAACAAAACAGCUGUCCAGCAAACCACAUAAUCUGUAUCUUGAAUACAGUUAUGCGACAUAUGUAGUAAAAUAUAGAAUGAUUUGAAAUGGAUUGUGCAAGCUCAUAUGCUGUCAUUGACACAAUUUUUUGCUUUGUAUUUGCAUACUGUAUAUGGCAGGUCAUUAUGUAACCAAAAGACAGAUGCAAAUUGUAUAAAAUAUCUAGUUUGAGGAUAUGGAGAUUAUAUGGUAUUAGUGAUAGUCACUCUCAUUGUCCGUGUGAAAGAGGGCCUAUUUCUCCUGCCUGCAUAUUUUGAAAUCUAAGGGAUUACCUCAAUAUCAUUUCACUGACACCAGGCUUGCUAUAUUUUGGUCCUGAGCCGUACUUUAAUUGUUUUAAUUAAAUCUCAAACAUACACAACCUUUAAUUUUUACAGUUUUAUGCAUUAGUCUCAUCUUUUGUGUACUUUAACUACUUUGAGACAUUUCCUCAACAGAAAUUGAAAUUUAUCUUGUUUACUCAUCCUCACUUCCAUUUUAGUUAUUGCCGGAAAUGACAUAAUAGAUGUUCUCAUGUAUAAAGCUCAAAUCAUUCAUUUGUUCCCAUUGUUGCAUAAGUACAUAAGUAUUGAAAGUCAACUCUUUUAUCAUUUUUAUAUGUGCAAAUGCAGCAGCAGCAGAAGUCUUACGGAAUUUGUUGAAACAUCUAUUGAACAUUUUGCCAUUAUUGGUAAUGUGUUCUGAGAUCAUACGCUAACAAUUUCAGUGUGAAUAUAGUUGCACCUUUAAAAUCCCCUCUAUGGGUAGAACAUAUAUUCUUACCUUUAUUUUCCUUUGCAGAAUUCAUUAUUAGACCUUUUAAUGUUUUGAGCCACAGUAUUCUUAAAAUUCUGGUGUGGUCCUGAAUAAAAAAUGGGUUGAAAAUCAUAAUUAAAUUCAUAGUUAAGGCAUGCAGUUUCAUCUAACUGGAGUUAUAUCAAAAUAUUGUAUGCUAAGAGUUUGUUGUGCAAUAACUCCUAACUUGACCUCUCAUUGUAAGUAUUUAUUUCUUUUUCUUUUAUAAAUGGUCAGUGGUAAAGAACAACUAGACACACACAAACAAUUAUGUACUGCAUUUAGUACUUAAAGAAUGAUUGUGUGAGGUGAAAAAUAUAUGUUUGAAGCAUAUUAAACUGUAUAUUAAAGAUUUAAUGUCUGUAUGUAGACUAAAAAGCAUGUUAAGCAUGUUUAUCUACCGAUUAUAUUAAUCUGUGUAAUGUUAUGGUGGAUAGAAAUAUGUAUAUUGCAUUGAAUAAAAGUUAUCCAGAAACUUUA
Schistocerca cancellata (South American locust) is the source of this 10162-nucleotide messenger RNA. RefSeq names its product roquin-1 (gene roq). NCBI's taxonomy places the organism in Eukaryota, Metazoa, Arthropoda, Insecta, Orthoptera, Acrididae. The transcript is spliced from 18 exons. Bases 72 to 3080 code for a protein of 1002 amino acids. The record is from RefSeq and is a predicted model, not a curated record. Gene Ontology annotation, molecular function: metal ion binding.